Acanthopagrus latus (yellowfin seabream) is the source of this 4070-nucleotide messenger RNA. It is a transcript of the gene dnajb2, whose product is annotated as DnaJ heat shock protein family (Hsp40) member B2. NCBI's taxonomy places the organism in Eukaryota, Metazoa, Chordata, Actinopteri, Spariformes, Sparidae. The coding region runs from base 334 to 1551 and encodes 405 amino acids. The transcript has 9 exons. The record is from RefSeq and is a predicted model, not a curated record. Gene Ontology annotation, molecular function: Hsp70 protein binding.
GACGUUCUAUUUUUUUCCCCCCCGCCUCAGUCAGCUGGCAGUGACGUAGCGCGGGGCAGCUCGGUCUAACGGCACACGGUUGUAAACAGGGCGGACCGUGCGCUCGUCUCCCCCCCCCCGGUGGGACCCAUGGAGUAGGCACGGUGGCACACUGCAGACAUAUUCGCGUCGGGGCGGUGGACGGCUGAAGAGAGAGGAGGCUGUCUGAGAAGUAGAAGAGGCGGAGCACAUUCCAGGGACACCGCUAUCAUAACAAUUCAUUGUCAACGUUGGACACCAACUGCUCACUAAUUGGGCUCAAGACUAACGGGGUGAGGAGCGACAGGAACCAAAAUGGUGGAUUACUAUAAUGUCUUGGGAGUGUCUAAAACAGCCACUGAGGAUGACAUCAAGAAGGCGUACAGGAAAUUAGCACUGAAAUGGCAUCCAGACAAAAAUCCAGACAACAAGGAGGAAGCAGAGAAAAAGUUUAAAGAAGUGGCUGAGGCCUAUGAAGUCCUCUCUGACAAGGGAAAGCGUGAUGAGUAUGACAGGUUUGGAAAGGACAGAACGCGACACCCAGGUUCCUCCAGUUCCGGCUUUGCAUCAUCAGAUUUCCCAGGAUUCACCUUCACAUUCCGCAGCCCAGAUGAGGUGUUCAGAGAGUUCUUUGGUCGUCAGGAUCCCGUCUCUAGCUUAUUUGAUGACUUCCCAGCCUUUGGCGGCUCGUCCUCUGGCCUCGGCAACACUGGGUUCUUUUCAUUUCCUUCAGCAGGAGGUGACUUUACCUGCUUCUCUUCCAUGGGUGGUCUGGAUGGGAUGGGUGGCAUAGGCGGCAUAGGCGGCAUGGGCGGAGGGAUGGGCAACUUCAAAUCCGUGUCUACCUCCACUCGCAUCAUAAAUGGCAAACGCACCACCACAAAGAAGAUAAAGGAGAACGGGCAGGAGAGAAUAGAGAUUGAAGAGGAUGGGGUGUUAAAGAGUGUCCUAAUUAAUGGUGUGGAGGAUGAAAUGGCCCUCGCGCUGGAGCUGAGCCUACGAGAAGGCCAGCCCCAGAGCUCACAACAGAAGCCACAAAUCCCCAAAGAAUCACCUGCCACACAUCAGUCAGUGAACUACAACUACGGGGUGGCGUCAGGCAGCGAGGAUGACGAAGAUGACGAGUACGACGAAGACCUGCAGACGGCUUUGGCAUACAGCCUGUCAGAGCUGGAGGCGGAGGAGAGAGCGGCUGUUAACAACAUCAUAAAAGGUGCUCUGGGUGGGGACAGAGCCAUGAGGAGCAAAAUUAAGGCUACAAAGACUACAACUAGUGCUAGUACUACAACUACAAAAUUGAACAUCAAUGGCACUGAAAUGUUUAUUGAUGUAGACGGGCAGGUUAAAAUGGGCCCAGGGCCUGGAGGUAGAGAGGAAAAGGAGGUGAAGGAAACCAAAGAGUCAGACUCUUCUGAGUCACCCACAACUUCCAGCACUACGCCACAGAGCAGUCCAGAAGAGUUUAAACCGGCCGUGAAAAUUAGUGACAGUAGUGCCAAAAAGAAAAAGAAAUGUGGGUGUAUUGUGUGCUAAUGGAGUGUGUGUGUGUGUGUGUGCUUGUGCAUUUGGGAUGCCUUAUUCUUUAUACUGACCUCAGUGUUGUGCCUACAGCCAGACUCUAAUGUGAUUUUGUUGCUGGAAUCUAAAUUUGAGACCGUGCCUCAAUGAUCCCAAGGCUUUCUUGCAGUUUUAACAGUCACCUUUGUGGUGUAUUACCAUUUAAUUGGCCUAUACAGCUAAAAGAUAAAUCUUGCAGAGCAAUAGGAGUAUUUCUGAAUGUAUGUAAAUUUGCCAAAUUUUAAUGUAGACUGAAAAGAGGUGGUUUAGUAAUUUAGGAGUUGGUAGUGAGUUUAAUCUGAGAGUGUUGUGGCCGUGCAUGUUAUUUCUGUGCGUGCGUGCUGUGUGUGUUUGGACUAGUUGAGACCCUGCCAUAGAAUAUUCUCAUCACGGCUCUCAGUCAAAGGGAAUGUAUCAGAACUGUGUCACAAACAAUAGAUCAUCUAAAUCUAAAGUAGGUCACGGAACUUUCUCUGGUGACCAUUUUGAUCAAAAAAGAGCUCUGUUUACUGAUCAGCCUUGACUAAUUUCUUGAAUAUGUAAAGCAAAAAGUAGUUGAAGCACACAUCGCACACUUUGCAAAGAUAAAUACCUUGUAAAUAUGCACAUACUUCAACUGCAAAGUUGCGAUUCUACAGAGUUUACGUAUCAUUGAUUGGCCUUAAUUCACUUUUACUAAAAUAUCACUACCGUAAUAGGUCAGAUUGUAGUUGUUUUUGAAGGUCGCAUGCAAAGCACAGCAUAGAAUGUGUACAGCAUUGUGACUGAUUGUAAACCACCAUUGCAAACAAUCAUUAUACAUCUCCACAUGUUUCCUAUGAGGUAGCUGGCGAGGUUAGCAGGGAAAUGGUUAUGGGUUAUACUCGGUGCUCGUCAGAACCAGGCUAACAAAGUAUCUUGUAUAACUGACGCACUAGCGGCACUUUUAAGGCUUUAGAAGCGUUGGCUAAGUAAUAAUAAGAGUGUUAGAAAUAUAUAUAUGAUGAAGCUGCUACCCUAGAUCCUCAUAAAUUAAUGACUCAUCAUAUGAAGGGUGGAUUAGUGUCCUGUUACCAUGGAUAAACAGCAGCUGCGCUUAAGUUAUAGGACAUGCUGGAAGUCACACCCGUAUUUCGCUUGGGGUUUCAUAGGGGCUAGAAACAAGUCUGAUGAGUCUCAUAUAGUUUGAUCUAUUUUGUGCCUUUGUGUCUUUUGGCUAUUUUACUGUGUUUACAUAUGUAGGGUAAAUGUGCCAAGUCAGAACAACAAAUCAGUUUCAAGCGAAGCUAAUGUAUUUCAGUUAACAAGUUAAAUGGGUCUUUUGUUGUUGUGGGUUGUUUUAUCCAUUCAGCACCAGCUUUUUCUAGCCCAAAACUAUACAUGGGCGAUUGAGAGAGAGAGGCUUCAGAGCCAGUAGUAUGUGAUGGUUGUGGUAAUGUUUAAAAAUAUGCAGCUUUGUCAACAAAUCGUUGCUAGAUUUGGUGCCCUUUUGAUUGGUUCGAACUGUAAGUGUGGGGGAGACGUGUUGCUGCAUUUUCCUUCUAUCAACGUCUGUUGAUUAAUUUCCUCUGGGCAAAACACUAGACCCCACAUGUUUAUUGAGCUGCACAGGGCUGGAGUUUAAACAGACUGUUGUGCUCCAGGGCAACUCCAAAACCUUCCCUCCACCUGCACUGAUAUUCUUCAGGUUUCUGCCUGGAAUAAAAUGGCAUGAGUAGAACAAAUAAGUGAUAGAAAUCUGCCUAAAUGAAGGACAUACCUUGCCUUGACAAUUAACAUAAAUAUUCUGUUUUGUAAUAUUGGCAUGUACAUUCACACCUCAGCACCUUAGCAAGACAUGCUUACAUAAUUCACGAUAGUAUUCAGUGGUUUUAGCCGCAAUGUGAAGAAAAACAAAACACUGGAGAAAACACACACACACACACACACACACACACACACACACACACACGUGAACACUAAUAAAUGUUUUAAAUGUGAUUGUUGCUGUGAAACAAGGCUGAAAGUAAUACGAUGUGUAGUUGGUGCCAAAACUCAAAGGUGUUAAAAAUAAUACUUUGUGCCAGUUAUAUUUCUUAAUUAACUUCUUAAUUCUUAAUUUCUUAACUUCUUAAUUUCUUGCUGCUGUUCAACGACACGCCUGUACCUUAUUACAAGCAGUGUCCCCUCCUCAGCCCUGCCUUUACACUGCUCAAGCAAGAUGUGUUGUCAUAUAUUUUCCCGAGUGUGUAACUGAUUUUACGUUGCAUGAGUUUUGCUUUUUACUUUAUAGGUUAGCUGUCAUCACUGGUAAAGAGGAGAAAUAAUCAGUUCAAACUAGUCAAAAUAAUUUUGUCCGAGUUGUUUAAUAUUUCUCCUCUUCAACCUGUUACUGUGUGGGGGAGGGAAUGAGAGCGAAAGAGGCCAAUGGUUUCCCUUAUAUCCACCUGUAAUUAUACUACAUUGCAUUGUGUUUGUUAUUUUUAUUUUACGAUUGUUCAAAGGUAAAUUACAAAUAAAGAUUGAGCUGAAGAGGA